Messenger RNA from Ochotona curzoniae (black-lipped pika), 804 nucleotides. It is a transcript of the gene IFT25, whose product is annotated as heat shock protein family B (small) member 11. Gene Ontology annotation, biological process: intraciliary transport. Gene Ontology annotation, cellular component: centrosome; intraciliary transport particle B; cilium. Lineage: Eukaryota; Metazoa; Chordata; Mammalia; Lagomorpha; Ochotonidae. The record is from RefSeq and is a predicted model, not a curated record. The coding region runs from base 295 to 726 and encodes 143 amino acids. The transcript is spliced from 6 exons.
CGAGGCGCGCCUGGCGAGCGCCGGGGGACGGAGACGGGCCUCUUGCCGUCCCUGCACCCUGGACUCGCCAGGGCCAGCCCGAGUGGUUAACUCCCAAAAGAGAAAACCAGUUGCAAAUCGAAGAUAAACAAAAACUAUCAAAGUGUAAGAAGUGAGUCACACCGUAACCCAUAUACUCGUGAAUGACUGUGAAAAUCGGCACUGGCGCACCCUUGUGUUUCACCUUGCUGGGGCCGGGACUUCAAAAGACCUUAAGAGGAGAUUUCGUUGGGGUGGAGGAUUAAAAUCGUUACGAUGAGAAGAGUUGAUCUCUGCUCGAGCUCUGAAGGGGCCGAAGUGGUGUUAGCAACAUCCAGUGAUGAAAAACACCCACCUGAGAACAUCAUUGAUGGGAAUCCAGAAACCUUUUGGACCACCACAGGAAUGUUUCCUCAGGAGUUCAUUAUUUAUUUUCACAAACAUGUAAGGAUUGAAAAGCUUGUCAUCCAGAGUUACUUAGUGCGGACCCUGAGGAUCGAGAAGAGCACGUCUAAGGAGCCGGUAGAUUUCGAGCAGUGGAUUGAAAAAGACUUAGCACACACGGAGGGACAACUUCAAAAUGAAGAAAUUGUGGUGCACGAUGGCUCUGCAACCUACUUGAGAUUCAUUAUUCUCUCAGCCUUUGAUCAUUUUGCAUCAGUGCAUAGCAUUUCCGCAGAGGGAAUCGCCAUCUCCAAUCUUGCUUAGUUGCUGAAGCAAAAAGUUCUGACGAUAUUUAAACCCAAAGAUGUCCCUGAGAAGCUCUAUUAAAAGGAUUCAUAUCAA